Messenger RNA from Nicotiana attenuata, 1088 nucleotides. RefSeq names its product protein DOG1-like 4. Gene Ontology annotation, molecular function: sequence-specific DNA binding. The record is from RefSeq and is a predicted model, not a curated record. Bases 179 to 922 code for a protein of 247 amino acids. The transcript has 2 exons. NCBI's taxonomy places the organism in Eukaryota, Viridiplantae, Streptophyta, Magnoliopsida, Solanales, Solanaceae. Gene Ontology annotation, biological process: DNA-templated transcription.
CUCUGACAAAAAGAGAACAAUAAUUUUUUCUUAAGAAAAAAAGGGGAAAUUUCCAUAAUCACAGCCCCUCUUUUUAAUGAGUAUAUAAAUACAUGCACAAUCUUUCUCUAUUUCUUCAUCCCGUUCCUUUUAUUCUUCUCUUGCUCUUGCCUUUGUACUAAAAAGGAACUAAUCAAAGAUGGCAGCUGGGUCAUAUACAAGAAAUUAUGAUGAUAAUUCAUUUGUUUUUUUUUUAGAAGGUUGGCUAAUUAGGCAUGAACAAUUUUUAGAUGAAUUACUUGUAGCACAGGACACUUUUGAUGAAGAAACACAAGAGGGUGUUAUUAGAGAUCUUAUUUCACGAGUUUUAGCUCAUUAUCAAGAAUACUAUGAAGAAAAAUCAAAAAUGUCUCAUAGAAAUGUUUUUCAUGUCUUCUCACCUACUUGGUUUACUCCACUUGAGAGGACUUUCCUUUGGAUUACUGGGUUCAAACCUGGGUUAGCUUUUACUCUGGUUACUGAUUCGGUUAAUGAUUUGAGUGAAAAUCAAGUCCAGAGAAUCAACAGGCUGAGAUACGAGACCAAGGUCCAAGAAAAGUCCCUGGCGGAUGAGUUGGCGAAAAUUCAAGAGAGCGUGGCGGCACCACCGUUGAUGGAAAUGGCACGGCGAGUAGGAAUGCAACUUCUACACACUGAUGGUACAAAUAUUGAUAUCAUAGACGGGGAUGAUAAUAUAGAGACAUUGAAGUCAGCCAUGGAAAAUUUAGUGACAGAUGCUGAUAGAUUGAGGACAAGAACAGCUGAAAGAGUGGUAGGAGUACUUAGUCCUUUGCAAAGUCUGAGGUUUUUAACAGCUGCAGCUCAGCUUCAGUUAAGGCUGAGGAUGAUGGGAAUGCAAAGAGAAGCUCAGAGGCAGCCGAAUGAAGCUUCAAAUGGCUGGUAGUUAAUCACUGAUUUUAUGAUUUUUAGACACUAAUUAGCUACGCGAGUUUGUUUUUCUUUUGAGGCCAAAAUCUGCGGUAGUUUCUAUAGGAAGCCAAGCUUUUUGUAUCAGUUAUUGUGUAAACUUCAAGAACGUUUGGAGUCUAUUUUAUCAGGCAUUUCCUAGA